Messenger RNA from Ictalurus punctatus (channel catfish), 5339 nucleotides. RefSeq names its product centrosomal protein of 164 kDa. The transcript has 28 exons. Lineage: Eukaryota; Metazoa; Chordata; Actinopteri; Siluriformes; Ictaluridae. Gene Ontology annotation, molecular function: protein binding. The coding region runs from base 261 to 4628 and encodes 1455 amino acids. The record is from RefSeq and is a predicted model, not a curated record.
UUACUGACCAGGCAGUGACAGCGGUUACCAGGGUUUCCAUUUUCUCUACGAUGCUACCGGGUGUUAUUGACAGAGUGCUGAUUAGCUUAGCGAAAAAUAAAUAAACAAUGAAAUCAUGAGAUGAUUAUCACUAUUACAGUUCAUUUUAUUUACACAUAAUGUUUACGGAUAAUCUCUUGACAGUCUACGUGAGACGAAAGGAAGUUCAUUUGUAGCCUUUUGACUGUUUGGAGAAAAAGCGUGUUUUCCCCGCAGUCAGCAUGAGCGCAUCUGCACUGCGAAUAGGAGACCAGCUGAUCCUGGAAGAGGAUUAUGACGAGAACUACAUCCCAUCUGAACAAGAGAUCCACGAAUAUGCCAGAGAGAUCGGGAUAGACCCUGAGAGGGAGCCAGAGCUGUUGUGGCUGGCACGGGAGGGUAUCGUCGCCCCGCUGCCUGCGGAAUGGAAGCCCUGUCAGGAUGUGACCGGAGAUGUUUACUACUUCAACUUCUCCACCGGUCAGUCCACAUGGGACCACCCUUGUGAUGAGCAGUACCGCUGCCUAGUGGCUCAGGAGAGAGAGCGCACCUCAGGCUCCGCCCCUGUCAGGAAGGACAAGGAAAAGAAGAAGAAAAAAGAGAAGAAGAAGGAGAAGAAGAAGAAAAGCAGUGAACCAGAGGGCCCGAAAGCACCAGGACCACUGGGUCCUCUUGCUCCUCUCAGAAGUGUGUGUGACACCCCAGUUCCAGCACUCCGUCGGCCCCUAGGCAGCUCCUCCAGCCUCCAACCUCUAAAGACUCCACUAGGGGGCGCGCUCGCCGGGACGAGCUCCGGUUUGCAGAGGGUACGUCAAGAGGAGCGUCUAUCUCUGGCUCCGCCCACGUUUUCUUCCAACGACAAAGAGGACGAAGAAGAAAAGAUUUCCAUGCUACGGAGUCCGUGUGGUACCUCACGCUUGCUGCAGAAUCUGCAGCUUGACUUGGACGCUCUGGGAGGAGGACUGCGGUACGAGGACAGCGAGGUGAGCGGCACACCACCGGCUGAGGAGAGAACCGAACCAGAGCUCCAAGAUCUGGCUCUGUCAGGAGAAAUCAGUGCCAACCCUCCAUCUCCGUCUCCAUCUCAGGACUCCCUGCGAGGGCGUCGUCUCUCCCUUGAGCAGCUAGGGGGCAGCGGAGAGUGCAGCAGCGCUGAAGUUUUCCCUCCGAGUCGGCAGGACGAGAGCAUCGCCGAGGAGGAGGGUGAAGAACGAACAAGGGAGGAAGAAGAAGUAGAGGUGGAAAGGCAAAGUAGGGAAAUGGAUGAGGAAGAGGAAGGAGAGGGAAAGUGGCAGAGAGAGGAAUCGGGAUGUGAUACAGAGACAAAGAGCGGGGCGGAGACACAGAACGCGAGAGACGAGGUGACGGAGGACAGGAAAACACCAGACACCAGCGAUGAGAUAAUGGAGAGAUAUGUGGAGUAUGCUGGAGAGGAAGAGGAGCGAAGCGAGAGGGGAAGGAGAGAAGAAGGAGAGACCGAGCGUGAUGUACAGCACGAGGUCGUAGAAGAGACGGAUGGCGAUGGAGUCAGAGAGGAGGAAGAGGGAGCGGAGAGCUGCAGAAGAAGUUCCGAAGAACAGAGAAGCGACCGAAGGACCGAGGCAGAGAGGAAAACAAGUUCAAAGCCCCCUGAGGAAGACCUGGGGAAUGACGAAGAGCCGAAGGUCAUGAAGAUGUCCGAGAGCGAGGAGGAAGAGAUCGAACGAUUAGAGGGCACAAAAGGAAACGCAGGCAUGCUGCUCCAGCAGAAAGGAAGAGCGGGAGAGAAAAAAAAGCUGCUUCUUCGCUGCGAUCGGCUUCCCAGUGAGGAAUCGGAGAUCAGCGAACAAGUCAAAGUGGUGUCUAGCCAUUCUGAUGACAUGAAGGUGGGGUUCCGUUUUAAGUUUUCGGAGAACGUUCUAGACGUGACUGAUCUCUGCCUGGCUGAACCCUCAGCAGCUCCAAAGGAAAAAGAAAAGUCUGGAGGGAGAGAGGAAUAUGAUGAUGACUAUGAGGAGGAGGAGGAGGAAGAAGAGAAUGGAAAGCAUGAGGCUGAAGAGAGAACUAAAAGAAUGCAGAAAGAGAGAGAAGAGGAGGAGAGGAGGAGGCAGGAAGAUGAACAGAGAAUGAGGAGGGAAGAAGAGGAGGAGGAGAGGAGAAGGCAGGAAAAUGAACAGAAAAUAAGGAGGGAAGAAGAAGAAGAGGAGGAGGAGAGGAGGAGGAGGAGGCAGGAAGAUGAACAGAGAAUGAGGAGGGAAGAAGAAGAGGAGGAGGAGAGGAGGAGGAGGCAGGAAGAUGAGCAGAGAAUGAGGAGGGAAGAAGAGGAGGAGGAGGAGGAAGCACGGAGACAAGCGGAGCAGGAGAGGUUGAGAGUGGCGGAGGAGCGUGAUAGACGGCUGCACCUCCUCCGAGAGGAGCUGAGAAAAGAAGAGGAAGAAGAGGAGCAAAGGAUCAAGGAGGAGAAUGAGGAAAGGAUCAGGGCCCUAAAGGAGCGCCUGGAGAGAGAGAGGCGGGAGGAGGAGGAGCGUCUGGACCAGGAAACACAGACCAAACUAGAGCAACUCAGAGAACAGGCCCUGAGGGACAGAGAAGCACACCUACACACACUCAGGGAAGACAACGAGGAGAGGGCGAGAGAGCUGUGUGCUGAACUGGAGGCAGAGCGAGAGAGACUGGAGGCAGAGCGAGAGAGACUGGAGGCGGAGAGGAGGCAGGACUUGGACAAAAUGAGGGCGGAGUCAGAGGAGUUGUUGAAGGCUGAGAAAAUGCGGCUUCAGGAGCGGAGGGAGGAACAGUUAGCUUCACUCAGACUGGAGGAGAUGACCAGUGAAAGGCAGCAAAACCUGAGAAGUCCUCGUCCGCAACAGCAGCUACUGGAGUAUAAAAGAGAGCUGUCUGACGUGCUGCAGGAAGUGAGGGAGGAAGUGCAGAAGGAGCAUAGCAGGAAGCUGGAGCAGCUUAAAGAGGAGCAUCGAAUCCAGCUGCAGGGCAUCAGAGAAACGCACUUGGAGGAGGAGAGUAACCAGCGGGAGCGUGUGAUGAGUGCACUACAGGAGGAAAGAGAGCGACUUCUCACCUCACACACAGCUCAGCUGGAGCAGCUCAGACUGCAGCUGGACACACAGCUCCACAACAUGCACAAAACACACACGCAGAAGGAGGCUGAAGUGCAGGGGUUGAUUGAGAAACUACAGCUGAAGACCAAAGAGCUCAAAAUUCAAGAAUCAAGACUCCUAACUCAUGCAGCAGAUUUAAAAAAGAGGAGGAAACAGCUGGAUGAGGAAGAAGAUGAAGUUGAGAGUGGAUUAGAGACUCUUCCACGUCUGAUGAAAGAGAGAGAGCGUCUUCGUGCCGAUCUGGAGAGAGCGAGACAGGAGAGCGACAGAGCGAGGGAUGAACUAGACAGAGAGAGGGAGAAGAGAAUGAGAGAGAGGGAGGAGACGGAGAGAGAGAGGAAGAGAGAGAGGGAUGAAAAUGCAAGGCUGAAAGCAGAGAGCGAGAGACUCCAGAGCAAAGUGGAGCUGCUGCAGGACAAAUGUGAUCAGCUCAUCCGAAGAGUCCGAGAGUUGGAGCAGAGAGAGAGUGCAGACGUUGAGGGAGAGAGAGAGGAGGAAAGGAGGAACAGAGCGAGAGAGGAGACACUGCGAGUGGAGGAUCUGGAGCGCUCUCCUUCCUGCGACACUCACAGCAAUAUAGAGCAGCUGCGUGAGUUCAUCUCCAGCGAGAGCGUCUCUCUGCAGAGAGCACGGCAGUUUUUAGACCGUCAGAGCGGCAAUCUGACUGAGAGACAGGCGAUGCUCAGGGCAGCCCGGACCACCGUUCAGGACCCCGCCCCAGCGGGCGUGGACCACCUGUUCCCCCAAAACCUCCAACAGGAGGCGAGUCGUUUGGAGGAACUGAAGGAGACGGUGCAGAAGGGUCACACUCUACUGAGGAAGAAAGAGGAGAGGCUGAGCCAACUGGAGAACUCACUGCUAGAGGAGCUGUCCUGUGACGACGCAGAGAGGACGGAGGCAGAGCGGAGAGUCACGUUUGACGUUACGGAUUCAGAGACGAGCAGCGCGGACGGUCCCGAAGGAACAGGUGAACGUAGACGACGAGAUAUAACAGUUCCGGGGAAGGUGCAGCAGUUAGCCGACUCGCUGCAACAGAUCUCCGGCCAGCUGAACGCCGUGUUAGGAGCGCUGGGAUCUCUGACGCAAAGAACGUCCACGUCCUUCCCACCUACAACAACUUCUUCCUCGUCCAGGGCGUGGUUUCCCCACGCCGCCUCGUCCAAUCAGAACGGGUUCGCGACACUGCGCGGCUCCGGCCUGCUGCUCGGCUCCAACUGGAGAAAACCCCUCCCCGGGGUUACCGUGGGGACCGGCACUGCCUUUUCCACGAGAGCUCACACAGCGUAUUCUGGAUACAUGCCAACAAGUCUCUCCUCCAUGAUGCAGUCUAAAUCGUCAGAGUUGGACAGUCUGAGACUGCAUGGACUGAUCGAGGGGAACAAAAGAUGGCUGGAGACACGACGGAAAGACAUUAAUGUACCUCUGUUCACACGCUACCAGGUUCCCCCAUCUACAAAUGGUUUGGUCCAACUCAGCCUGGAUGAAAAUAAUCAGCUAAGAGUGCACCAUUACUGAAAUGAGGGGGGGGAGAAUGAUUAUGUUCAUUAUCAGGCAGAAUUUUAAAAGUGGCAAAUAAUGACACUAAUAUGAGGUACAUGAAGCACAGAACUGAGUGUGAGAGUCAGAUGGAGAGAGUAAAGUCUUCCUCAGGCGAAGGGGUCUUUUUAUUUUACGUUUUGUUCUCAAAAAACAAUUGUACGACUUCCGUUUCCCACAACAAGCGAAGGGUAGAAGGGAUUUGGAACACACUCUCAGACCAAGAUGACGUUUUAUACACACACAGAGUUAGCUAGAUUCCAGAAACAUGAACCGUUUUGACUGGGAAUACAGUUUUAAAAAGGUUAAAACAAUAAAAGAUGGCCGUAUCCUUACAGCAGAGACGUGACGAAAUAUCUCGGGUAUCGCACUGUCGGUUUAAUGUAUUUGUCAUCCAAAAAAAAAAAAAAAGCAGCUUUUUGUCAAGUGGUACACGCAAACACAUAAGCACAAAAACAGAUGACCAUCUCAGGGACACGUUAAUAUCCUGAAUUUUACAACCAGUAUCAUUAAUCUGUACUCUCCCUAACGACAAGAUCACUAGCAGCAUUUAUUUUUAAACUCUUUAAACUUUAAGGCAGGUUUUACUUUUUAAAGCAGGUUUUACAAAUAUUCCUGUCUUUGUGUAAAAGUUAUUUUUGUACAAGCUGAAUAAAUCUGUCGUGCUUUGUAUAAAACGAGGCUCAAACA